This is a messenger RNA of Anolis sagrei ordinatus, 5137 nucleotides long. RefSeq names its product prenylcysteine oxidase 1 like (gene PCYOX1L). Gene Ontology annotation, biological process: prenylated protein catabolic process; prenylcysteine catabolic process. Gene Ontology annotation, molecular function: prenylcysteine oxidase activity. The record is from RefSeq and is a predicted model, not a curated record. Lineage: Eukaryota; Metazoa; Chordata; Lepidosauria; Squamata; Anolidae.
UGUAAGAGCUGUUCAGCAGUGGAACUCUCUGCCUUAGAGUGUGGCAGAAGCUCCUUCCUUGGAGGCUUUUAAACAGUCUGGGUGGCGAUCUCUCAGUGUGCUUUAAUUGUGCUUUUCCUGCAUGACACGGGGUUGGACUAGAUGGUCAUGUGUUCUCUUCCAGCUUUUUGAUUCUAUGGUUCCAUAGGAAGGCGCCUUGGCUCUAAUUCAGAAGUGUGGGUGCUCUCCCAGGGUGCAUCUCCUCCGUAGAAUGAAUGCAGUUUGACACCACUUGAACAGCCAUGGCUCAAUGCGAUGGAGUCCUGAGAAUUGUAGUUUGGUGAGGCACCAACACGUUUUGGCAGAGAAGGCUAAAAAUCUUGUAAGCCUACAACUGGAUUCCACAGCAUUAGAGCCAUAGCCGUCAAGGUAAAGGUUUCCUCUUGACAUCCAGCCUAGUCGAGUCCGACUCUGGGGGGUGGUGCUCAUCUCCAUUUGUAAGCCGAAGAGCCGGCGUUGUCCGUAGACACUUCCAAGGUCAUGUGGCCAGCAUGACUGCAUGGUGGAGCGCCGUUACCUUUUCGCCGGAGCAGUUCCUAUUCAUAUUUGCGUGUUUUUGAACUGCUAGGCUGGCAGAAGUUGGGGCUAACAGCAGGAGCUCACCCCAUCCCACGGAUUUGAACCGCUGACCUUCCGGCCAGCAAGUUUAGCAGCCUUGCGGUUUAACCCGCUGCGCCCCAUAGCAGUAAAAAUGGUGUCAAAUUGUAUUAAUUCUGCAGUGUAGAUGCACUUCCAAUGGUUCUUGAGUGCUUCUUACAAAAGAGCCAUAUAACCCAGAAUAUAAAGGCAGAUAAUCCACAAUAUCUGCUUUGAACGGGAUUAUCUGAGUCCAUACUGCCAUAUAAUCCUGAUCAAUGUCGAUUUUAUACAGCUGUGUGGAAGAGGCUUAAGACUGGGAUGUACCUACACUGCAGAAUGAAUGGCUGGGAGUUACAGUUUCGCCAGGUCUCACCAAACUCCAGGGCAAUCAAAGUGGUGUCAAAGAAACGGCAUGAACGCGACAGUGUCGAGCAGGCUGCAUUUCCGCUUUAAAGGGGCUCGUGUCUCUUUAACAGGCCAAGCCUCCCUGGCGGCGCGUGAGCACAAAGCAGGCGCAGCCAAUGAGGCGGUCGCCUCUUCUUCCUCGGCCAGUGUCUCGUGAAGCUCGGCGCCUGGUUCCGAGAAAGGCCCGGGCCUCGUGCAGCCUCCCCCUCCUCCUCUGCUCACCCCUCCCCUUCGGUAUCACGAUGGCUGCUUUUCCUCCUCUUCUUCCUCCUGCAUCCCGGCUCCUUUUGUUGCUGGCGGUGGCUGCAAGCUGGAUGGCGACGGAGCCCGCCGUUUUCGCUGCUGCUGCUGCUGCUGCAGGGGAUCCCGCUCCGCCGGGCAAAAUAGCUGUGGUAGGAGCUGGGAUUGGUGGCUCAUCCAUGGCCCAUUUCCUGCAGCAACACUUUGGGCCACAGGUUCAGCUUGAUGUGUAUGAAAAGGACACUGUGGGGGGCCGCCUGUCCACCGUCACUGUCAAUAAGCAGCAGUACGAAAAUGGCGGGGCCUCCAUCCACUCCCUCAGCUUGCACAUGCAAGACUUCGUGAAACUGCUGGGACUCAAGCACCGCCGAGAAGUGGCAGGAAAAAGUGCUAUCUUUAAUGGAGAGCAGUUUGUGCUGGAGGAAACAGACUGGUACCUGCUGAACCUCUUUCGGCUCUGGUGGCAUUAUGGCAUGAGCUUUCUCCGCCUACAGAUGUGGGUAGAGGAGGUAAUGGAGAAGUUCAUGAGGAUCUACAAGUACCAGGCCCAUGGCUAUUCAUUCUCUCGCCUUGAGGUGCUCUUGCACUCUCUGGGUGGUGACACUUUUGUGAACAUGACUCAGCGCUCUGUGGCUGAGUCACUCUUGGAGGUGGGCAUCACCCAGCGUUUCAUUGAUGAUGUCAUUGUGGCCAUUCUCCGUGCUGGCUACGGCCAAUCAGUACUGGUGCCGGCUUUUGCAGGAGCCAUGUCAAUAGCAGGAGCCCAGGGCAACAUGUGGGCUGUGGAAGGUGGAAAUAAGAUGGUGUGCUCAGGCUUGCUCAAGCUCACCAAAGCCAAUAUAAUCCAAGCCACUGUGACAGCCAUCUCUCUGCACAAUUCAGAAGGAAAAACCUUUUACCAGGUGCACUAUGAAGAUGAGGAAGGCCAAGGUUCUAGCUUCUAUGAUAUUGUAGUCAUUGCCACCCAACUGCAUGACAGCAAGAACAACAUCACUUUCCAGAACUUUGAUCCUCCCAUUGCGGAGUUCCCUGGAGUCUUCCACACCACUGUCACCUCCAUUGUCCACGGUUACCUCAACUCCUCCUAUUUUGGCUUCCCAGACCCAAAGCUCUUUCCUUUCGCGAGUGUCCUCACUACAGACACCCCUGCCCUCUUCUUCAAUUCCAUGGAUAAUAUUUGCCCUGUCAAUAUAUCAGGUGUCUUCAGACGAAAGCAGCCCCAGGAGGCUGCCGUGUGGCGCGUCCACUCUCAGCGCCCUCUGGAGAAGCCGGAGCUGAAGAUUCUGUUCCGUUCCUACUAUUCUGUCCAAGUGACCGAAUGGCAGGCCUAUCCUGACUAUGAAUCUGCCAAGACCCUCCCACCGAUCAUUCUCCACAACAACCUCUACUACCUCAAUAGUGUGGAAUGGGCAGCCGGCUCAAUGGAAAUGGCUGCUGUAGCUGCCAAAAAUGUGGCCCUCUUAGCCUACAACUAUUGGUAUCAUGAUUUGGAGAAGAUAGACCAAAAGGACCUGAUGCACAAAGUAAAAACUGAGCUGUGAAUUUAACCAAUACUGAUAAAGCAGAUUUUCUGAGAGCCCCUCCAUUAUUGCAUGUAGGCUAAGGAGAGUACAGAAGGAUUACACUGGAGUUUCUGCAGGGAGGGAAGACUAACUUAGCCCAUGUACAAUAUCUGCUGUCUGAGGUCAAAGAGUCCUGUACUCGGAUGCUAUUCUGUCUCAGAGUGACUGUGAACAUGUAUGUAAGUACACUGUUUAUGAGGAUUAGCAGACCACCUUGGAAGAGGGCAACAGUCUCCUGUUUUAAAAUGGAGCAUCCAUUCUUCUUGGUCUGAGGGCUCCUUACUCACGGAACUGUGCAGAGACAAUGGAAGUUGCUUGGCAAAUACAGAUUGUGAUGGAAACGACCCCUAAAGAGACCUCCCCUUGCCUCUGUGGCAUAUGCAGCCUUGGAUCCCAAUUCAUUUGUGCUGGAUUCCCUUCUUGUGCUCAAAUGUCGGUUUGAAAGGCAAUGGCACUUCCAGGGUAGUGAUAUGCUCUUGUGAAAUUGUAUUUCUGCCAACCCAAGCAGUGCUAUUUUUUGCAUUGUUACUAGGCUCCAUUAACUCUUAUCUGAUUCGGGAACCAGAGAACCCUGUGCUGGAUCUUCAAAUACUGGCUAAAGCAGGGCUCUUCAAACUUUUUAAAAAGAGGGCCAGGUCACAGUCCCUCAAACUGUUAGAGGGCCAGAUUAUAAUUAGAAAAAAAACAUGAAUGAAUUCCUAUGCACACUGUGCAUAUCUUAUUUGUAGUGCAAAAACACUUUAAAUCAAUAAAUAAUUAAAAUGAAGAGCAGUUUUAACAAAUAUAAACCUAUUAGUAUUUUAAUGGGAAGUGUGGGCCUGCUUUUGGCUGAUGAGAUAGGACUGUUGUUGUUGUUGUAUAUUUUCAAGUCAUUUCAGACUUAGGUUGACCCGGAGUGAGAGCCGGGUAAAUGACCUUGGAGGGCCGUAUCCAGCCCCUGGCCUUAGUUUGAGGACCCCUGGGCUAAAGCUUAGGUUUGACAUCCUGCUGAUCCCUACUGCCAGGGUACUGCAGAAUCAAUGCCCUGAUAACCCUGAAACUCCCGCUAAUAGCUAAUCUUAUGGAGCCUUUCCUAUGUAUUGGGGAGGGGGGCUUUCUCCAGGUCAACCAAGUAGAUUGAGCAUACUCCCCUCCUAAGCCAAAAACAUUUCCUUCACUUUCAAAGCAAAGUCAAGCUGUUAUAUAGACAUUUGGAAACUUUCCUGCAUCUGACCUUGUUUGUCAUCCCAGAGAUGCUUAAAGUAGUAUAGCAAAGAACUCCUCUCAAGCAAGGCCAGCCACAUUACUCUGGCAUUUAAGUAGAAAGCCCCCAAGUCUAUCUUUUUAUGCCUUACAGACAGUAAAAAAAAAAAAACCGAUAUAAGAAUCAAUAAAGAACAGUUUUCUGACUUUUCAUGGCCCCACAAAUCUGCUGCCUGAAGCAUGCUUCUCGUUGCUUAAUAGGUGGGUUGACAAGUUUUAUGAAGCUGAUUCUGUAAGUCUAAGAGUGUUGACUCAGCAUCCCAAACACUUCUUUUCCUGCUGCUUCCAUUUAAGAUGUGAUUACCUGUAAUUACUUUUUAGGUUAAAGAAACAGUAUGAUUCAGUUGAUUCAUUGAAUCAAUUGAAUAUUUCAGUCGUCAGAAAAAUAACUGAACUCAGCAGCGUUGUCUAAAACAGGGCAUACAUACUGGAUUUUUUGAAAAAGAAAAGUUGAUCAUGGGCUAAAGAAUGGCAUAAGUGCAAAACUGUCAAGAAUAACACUUUAUUGCCAAAUACUAAAACUGCCUCUAAAUCACAAUGAAUGGCAGGUGGACCUUAUUUCCAAAAGGAGCAGGGCAAAUAAGAGCUGCCCAUCCUUCAAUAAAGAAACCUAAGCUGAUUGUUGAAUGCCUGUCUCCCAAGUAUGAAUGAACAAAAGAAAGGUGAAAGUCAACCUGUCAACUCAUCCUCUCUUCUGUUCAAAACUAACCCUCUAGAUCAGGGGUCCACAGACGUGUGCCUCUAUAGUUAUUUUAGAUUGCAAAUUCUAGCAUAACCUAGCAUAAUCAAUGAUAAUGAAUGCUUGAAACUGCAGUCCAACACUUGGAAGGUUAAAGGAUUCCUGUCUUUGCCCAGGAACAUUGUUACUUUUAUUUAUGUAUUUGUUGACUUACUACUGUUGUUUUGAUCCAUAGAUACCUUGGCAUUGUCUUCCAUAAGCAGAGCAACCUCUAUUCCAUUCUUCAUGGUUUCUUUUUGCUCCUAAGUAAUUGAAUUUACAUUGUCUCCAUUGACUGAUGGAAAUCUUGACCUGUCAGGCCCUUGGCAUAAAAUGUACGGUCUGCUGCAAA